Molecule: messenger RNA, 843 nt
Organism: Zingiber officinale
Lineage: Eukaryota; Viridiplantae; Streptophyta; Magnoliopsida; Zingiberales; Zingiberaceae
Product: auxin response factor 17-like
Exons: 7
Coding region: 261-728 (155 amino acids)
Biological process (GO): response to hormone; regulation of DNA-templated transcription
Molecular function (GO): DNA binding
Source: RefSeq, a predicted model, not a curated record
CCGGUUGUAGAUGUGCUUGCAAGAGAAGGAUGAGAAGCUCAAUGCAACCUUGAGUACCACUCAGCAGGUAAAAGCAUUAGAAGUUUUAUGGUAGAUCCUGCCUUGAGCGAUGGCUAAAACAAUGUGGAAAGAAUGUUGGAAAGUGUCCUCAAUGUAGUAAGAAGUUUAGGCGAAAAGAAAUUGUUAAUCUUUAUGCACAAGUGAUUGUUGUACCUAAUGCUGAUCUAGAAAAGGAAGUGCAAUGUUUAAAGAAGGAAAACAUGUCUCUUAAAAUAGAGAGAAAUGUAUUGCUCAAGGAGAUUAAUAAGCAAAAGAGUGAGCUAGAGCUACAUGAAGCACGGGUAAUGGGAAUAGAUGGAUCCAGUCACAUUGUAAUAGUCUCAAGAAAGUCCCCUGGAAUUGAACGAGAGCAUGUCCUUGACAAGGUUGGCUGGGAUGAGUCAACUUCUGGAGAGAGGCAGCCAAGAGUCUCUCUUUGGGAGAUUGAGCCUUUAACAACGUUUCCAAUGUAUCCAUCUUCCUUUCCACUUAGGCUCAAGCGCCCUUGGCCUUCUGACUUGCCCUCACUACAUGGUGGGAGAGAUGAUCUUAUGUGGCUUCGAGAUGGAGACAGAGCAAUCCAGUCUUUGAAUUUCCAGGGAUUCUGUAAUCAGACGUUUACCGAGUGCUAUUUCAAAAGCUGGAAAUAUGAGUGGCUGAAGGGGAAGAGAACACUAGGGAAGAUUUAGUUAAAUCUCUGCACAGAGCAAGAAGGAUAGCGUUGGCACCAGUAAGAAGAAUAUUUGUGUAUUAUCUAUUACCUUUUGAUGUUGUAAGAAAAAUAGUUAUGUGUAAUUUGUGGAU